GAAACAACUGUAAAACACUUCAAGCUAGUGAAAUUAGCCACAGCACAGUCUAUGGGCUGUUGGUCAAACAAUUACGACAACACUCCGAUUGACUGCAUAAGAGUCAAAAUCAAAGUUACUAAAAAGAAGAACACAGCCAAAAGAGCUAACUCAAAUCAUCGAAACUAACAAUUUGGAGGAAGCUCUGCAACAAAACUGUUUUGGCAAUUGAUCCAGAUUUUUGAACUUGUACUUGACUUUCAAAAUUAACCUUAUCGAAUUUAAAGAACCGAAGAAGACGUCGAUUUCCAUUGGAAAUUUCAACCACUGACAGUCGUCGUCGUGGGGCCACGUACCCGUAUCCGUGCCUCUCCUAAAACAUAUUUCUCGCCAAGAAAAAGACCAAAUAUAGGAGCAGAAAGAAGCCCAGAAGAGAGCAGAAAGAGAAGAGAAGUGAAUAGGAAACAAUUAGAGAGAGAACGAAAACGAAAGCGUAAGAAAGGGGGAUCGCCAUGGAUACCCAGCUGGAUGCGCGGGUUCAGUUUCCGGCCUCGUUUCCGGAUACAUUCAAGAACUUCUUCGACAUGAUGAACGAAGAUGAGGACCAUGAAGGGCUCUUUGCCCACAUGCUAGAGGAUAAGGUCAUACCCAUACCGCGACCUAAGCCCAGAAAGAUGCACCCGCAGCGAGGACGCUGCGGAGGCAGCCUGCGGAGCCGUGAGGACAGCUUCGAGCGCAGCUACCGGCUGCGGCUGCAGAGGCAGCAGCAACAGCACCAGCAGCAGCUGCUGCAGGAUCAGCAAUACCAACACAGGCAGCAUCUGCAGCAGGUGCACAAUAUGCAGCGCGGUCGACGCGCCAGCAUUAGCGGUGAUGAAUUCUAUCGCGAGACGAGCGAUAUUACUGAAUCGUUGGGCCACUACCACUACUUGGCCUCCGGACGCGUCCACACGCUGCGCUCGAGCAAUGACAGGAACGCUCAGCAUAUCAACAAUCCAGGACGCAGCCAACUCGGCAUUGGACCCAGUGUUCUGAACCCGAAUGUAAGUUCCAGCUCAAGUGGUUCGAUGAGGCAACUGCCGGUGGCUACAACCAGCGGCAGUCACGUACCAGUACCAGUACCAGUACCACUCGGUGAGCAGCGAAUGACACCGCUGACGGGCACCGACCAUCUCAGGUUCAUGCUUCAGGCACAGCCAGAUGUCCGGCUCCAGUUAGAGGCCAGCAGUGUUGUGACGAGUAGUUACACCCCGUCCCCCGCUGAAGCUUCCAGCGAAUAUUGCCCCAGGCACAUUGAACCAUCACCGGACCCGUUGAGAUUCAACCAUCGCCUGCUGCCUGUCAAUGGAGCCAGAGAUGUGGCCGAAGCGGUCAAUGCUUUGGAGCGAAUGGAGCUGCAGGAAGACGGUGAAAAUGUAAACUGUUUGGGGCGUUCUUUUGACUGCGAGAAUUCCCCAAUGUUUGAGAUGGAGCGUGUCGGGGUGGUGCCCCAACGGCUGCUGCCCAUACCACCGGUCCACAGCAGACGGGGCAGCGGCGGCUAUCGCGGCCUACCCGUCGGACAGCCGUGGGUCCAGCAGGACAAUGAUUUGAAUCGAAUCCCUGCUGUCCCCGUGGCGCACGGCCACAACCAAAUCCGUUUUGUGGAGCCACGGAACAUCGAAUCUGUGGAGGACAUCCAGGCUUGGCAGCCGCCGCCGCAAUACGAAGAGUAUAUUUUAGCUGCCCAGCAUCCAGGCGGCAGUCGGCAAGAAAUGGCUCCUCGUAGCUUCGCCACCGAAUCAAGCAUGCAGCACUCGGGCAGGCACUAUGUUCAACCGGAGGUUCAUCCACGCAUCUUGCACAGCGUCGAGCACAGGGAGCUCCCCGAAGGAUCCAGGGUUUUGACCAUGCACCAAGCCAUGAGCGGAGCGGUUUCCCCGCAGUAUGGCAUCGUGGGCGACCACCAGCCCACCGCAUACGGCGAGUUGAGAGCCCACACUGGCAUGGCCGUGGUAAGUGCAAUGUCCAGCGGAGCGGAGGCCAUCGGCUCUGAAGCAGCUGGCUGCAACAUACCAAAACGCGUGCGCCAGGUGCAUAUCGAGCGGGAGCCACCCAUUGGCGGCGAGGCAUCCACAACACAAGGACAGAGGCAUAGUAGCUCGGGCAUCUUAAUGAUGCCUACACUCAGCAGCCGCUUGGCCCCCAGGCAGCGUAGGAGAACAUCCAGCAUGCCGGCCGAGUGCCGCAGGCCACAACAUGCGGAGAUGCGUCAGGCGGUGAAACAUGCCGAAGAAGAUCAGGGCAUCGAGUAUUACCGGCUGCGCAGUUUUAGCAUUACCUCGAAUGGGGUAUGCAAUUUGGGGGACUCCCUGCGAAGCCGCAGGUCACGCUCAAACAACUCAGUGACAUCGGGGGGUACCUCUUCUUACAGCGGCAUUCGAAACAACAAUAGAGACGCAUGGGGUAAUAUCAUCGAUGCACAACAAACACCAUCCGGAGAGCCGCCCACCUUCAAGAUUGCAAUGCUCGGCAGUCCUUCGGUGGGAAAGUCAGCACUAUCGUUCCAGUUCACGACAUCGGACUAUAUCUGCGCCUACGACCUAAGUCUUGAGAUGGAAUAUGGACAGAAGACGGUGUCUGUGCUGGUGGAUGACGUUGAAUCGGACAUUGAAGUUGUGGAUCAUCCCGCAUGCGAGAUGUCGACGGAGGCUUUUUGCGCUACAUACAAUAUCGAUCUGUUCGUGGUCGUCUACUCGGUGUUGGACGUUCGCUCGUUCCGGAACGCGGAGCGCGUCUUGCAUUAUUUGAGGGACAACGACAUGCUGCUCAGCCGCGGUGCCAUAUUGGUGGGGAAUAAGGCGGACCUGGAACGCCAUCGCACUGUGCCCCAAGAGAUCGGCCACAAAGUGGCCACGGAGAUUCCCUGCAAGUUCAUCGAGACGUCGGCCGGGCUGUGCCACAAUGUUAAUGAGCUUUUGGUGGGCGUGGUGGCCCAGGUGAAACUCAAUCCCCAGCGCCUGAGCAUGCUCUCUCCGGCCGACCUGGAGCGCGUGAAUAUGCAGAGCAGCAUCCAAAACCACAGACGCAUGCACCUGGAGCGCCAACUGAGCUUGUACCGCAGCGACCACGGGCUGGGUCCCGAGGCCGAUGUUGACUCCCAUCGGCCGCCAAUCAGUCUGAAAGACAUUCUGAAUGUGGGGGAGAGUGAUCGGGAGGACGGCGACGAAAGCGAGGCCCAGCGGCGACGUCGCUUCCUCACCCAGUUUGAGCUCCUGGCCGCCAAUCUCCGCAACCAUUCGGGGCGACCUUUACCCAUCAGCCCGUUUAGCAAGCGACGGUCCAUCGCGGGCAAUGCCACCGCAACCUCGGACAAUAUGUUCCCGAGACUACAGCGCCGGGCCACGGACGAUUCGCAUCUGGGUGGCGGCAUCUCGACUCGGUCGGAGUGCAGAAAACCGCUGUUCCACUUCAGUUGCAAUGGCAGGGUGAAGAAGAUGACGGCACGCACCAAGGGGUUUGUUUCGUCGCUGCUGCGCUUCAAGGCCUCCCACUGGCUAAGUCGGCGCACCUCCUCCAGCUGCACCGAUCUCUUUGGGAUCUAA
This is a messenger RNA of Drosophila obscura, 3563 nucleotides long. RefSeq lists its product as uncharacterized. Gene Ontology annotation, molecular function: calcium channel regulator activity; GTP binding; GTPase activity. Gene Ontology annotation, cellular component: plasma membrane. The record is from RefSeq and is a predicted model, not a curated record. Lineage: Eukaryota; Metazoa; Arthropoda; Insecta; Diptera; Drosophilidae. The coding region runs from base 492 to 3563 and encodes 1023 amino acids. The transcript is spliced from 14 exons.